UUUGAAAUGAGGCAGUUCGUGGUAAGAAGUAAGAAUACAUCAUCAAAUUGAGCAUUUACUUACGUCGCUCCUCGACUCUUAUGAUAGUUUAAUACCUAUUCGCGUAAAUAAAACAAAUUAUGCAAAUUUUAAAACAUCUAGGUUUGAAAAAAAUAUGAGACACUUCAAGGCUGAAAACGAUACAUCACAAAACAGCGCUCAUAAAAUGAAAAUAAAUUGGUAAUGCAAUUUGUAGCGACGAAAGAUCUACGAGCAAUUUUGAUGACAUCUUCGAACAAUUCAACUUUUUCACCUUACGUCAUACAUACCCAUAUAUCUUUUACAAUGUAACUUGAUGCUCAGAAAAGCACAUUUUAGUAUUUCAACAGUCGCGAAUUCACUCGCGAUAAAUACCGCUUAAUUCGAUUUUUUCAAGUGACAAAAUGGUCGAAAAAGUGGUUGUUACUGUAAAAGAAAGAAAAAUUAGGGGUAUUAAACAAACAUCCAAGUUUUCUGGAACAGAAUUCUAUUCUUUUUUUGGAAUUCCUUAUGGACAGCCACCUAUCAACACACUCAGAUUCAAGGAUCCAAUAAAAGCAAAACCUUGGAAAGAUGUAAAGGACGCCACCAUUGAAAAGGAAGGCUGCAUACAAUUUUCCUUGUUAACUUACGAGCUCAUGGGAACAGAAGACUGCUUAUUUAAUAAUAUUCACACAACAAAAUUACCACGAAAUAACGAAGCUCUGAGACCAGUAAUUGUCAACAUUCAUCCAGGAGCCUACAGUUUUGGAUCUCCUCAAACAGAAUUCUAUGGAUCACCAGAAUUUGUCAUGCAUAACGAUAUCGUAUACGUCUGUAUUUCAUACAGAUUGCAUAUCUUGGGAUUUUUAAAUCUGAAAUUGAAGGAAUGUGCAGGUAAUCAAGGAAUCAAAGACAUAGUCCUAUCGCUGCGAUGGAUUAAAGAUAAUAUACGAUCUUUUGGUGGUGAUGCAGACAACGUAACAUUACUUGGAAGCAGCAGUGGUUCUGCACUAGUGCACAUUUUAAUGCUAUCGCCUUCAGCCAAGGGUUUGUUUCACAAAGCUGUCUUGAUGAGCGGGCAUUUAACUCACUCAGUAUCACCUUACCGAAAAACCAAUGAGAACUAUGCUCAAGAAAUGGCAACAAAUAUUGGUUACGAUGGAAACCUUCAAGAUGGUAAAAAAAUAUUAAUGUUUUUAAAAAAACAAGAACCGGUGAUUUUGAUUGAAGGAUUUAGACGAUGUCAAAAUGUUUUACAUCAGACGAUCGCUCCCAUCGUACCGAUGUGCGUAUUUAACCCAACACUCGAUCAAGGGGGAAUUCUACCAGACUUGCCAGAAAAUCUGAUUGAAUCAAUGACACGAAUACCAAUCAUAAUAGGAUUUUCACAAAUCGAAUCUGUAAUGGGGUUUAUUCGGAGUCUCAGACCACUAACGGAAAAAAACUUUAAAAAUUCUCUGCGUCAGAAUUGUUUCGGUUGGGGAUACCACUGCAGCGACGACGACAUUCAAUCGAUCUACAAAGAAGCAGAAACAUUCUAUCUAAACGGACAACCAGUUGAACAAGCACCACUGCCCAUCAAAAUGAACGAAAGUGUGCGAUUGACUUCUGCGAUUUUUCAGGCCAUUGAUACAGAAUAUUUUAAAUCAACAGAUUCAGACUGAUAUAUCAAUAU
Planococcus citri (citrus mealybug) is the source of this 1675-nucleotide messenger RNA. Its product is annotated as esterase E4-like. The transcript is spliced from 7 exons. The record is from RefSeq and is a predicted model, not a curated record. Lineage: Eukaryota; Metazoa; Arthropoda; Insecta; Hemiptera; Pseudococcidae. Gene Ontology annotation, molecular function: serine hydrolase activity. The coding region runs from base 423 to 1664 and encodes 413 amino acids.